CAAAACCGUUGCAGAAGAAGUAGUGAGUAAGAAACCAAAGAAGACACUCGAAUUUUCUCUCUCUGUUAAUGCUUUCUCUGCGUGCAAGCCAACCUCAUCUAUCAUCUCGUACGGCAAUAUCCAUCAUUACCCUCUCUCUUCUUUUCUCUCUCUCUCUCUUGGGAUUGGCUUGCUUGCUUGCUUUAUAUAUAACUACCACUCAUCCUCAAGUUUCCAUUACCUCACUUCAUUUGAAUCACUUUCUCCUAAACCAACUUCUAGUGUUUUCUCCUCUCUUUUUUCCUUUCCUUCAAUUCCCUUGAGUUACUAUAACACUAACACAAGCAUACAUAUAUACCCUCAUACAUACACCUAAAGACUCACCUUGAGGAGAGUUGUGUGUGUGUUUCAUCAAUCAUUGUAUGGAUGGAUUCUUCCAGUGAACAACAUCAGCAAAUGUCUAGCCAGUCAUUGGAGAACAUGUUGGCUUGCUCAAAAGCACAAGAACAGGACAAGAAGCCAAGGCCUCAGCCAGAGCUUGCUCUGAAAUGCCCCAGAUGUGACUCCAGCAACACCAAAUUCUGUUACUACAACAACUACAGCCUCUCCCAGCCUAGAUACUUCUGCAAGUCUUGCAGGAGAUACUGGACCAAAGGAGGAACACUGAGGAAUGUUCCAGUGGGUGGAGGGUGCAGGAAGAACAAGAGAUCAUCAUCAGCAUCAAGGAGGGUUCAAGAUCAAACCUUCAACCCCAAUCCCAACCCUCUCUCUGGUUUCUCUCAAAUGUCUUAUGACUCCAGUGACCUCACUCUUGCAUUAGCUAGGCUCCAAAAGGGGCAAAUGGGUAACUUUGAUGAACAUGAUUUCUCAAUUUUGGGGAGUGAUAACAUUCUUGGAAAUCAUGCCAUGAACAACAACCCCUCUCCCACCAACAACCAUGGAUUCUUAGAUUCACUUAGAAGUGGGUUCCUUGGAACAAACAAUAACAAUGUGCAGAAUCUGUACUAUGGAUAUGGGAAUGGGGACAUGGGGGAGGUGGAAAAUGGGGUUGGGGUAAGUGGAGAUAUGAUGCUGCCUUAUGAUCAAGAAUUGAGUAGCACCAUUGCUACCACUCAAGCAGUGACAGUUACAACCAUGAAACAAGAACUGUGUAGUGGAAGGGAACAAAAUGAAAGCAAGGUUUUGUGGGGAUUCCCAUGGCAGCUGAACAAUGGAGAUCACACACACAUGGGUGGUGAGCUUGAUUCAGGAAGAGCUAAUUGGAAUGGUCUCACCCCAUCUUGGCAUGGGCUUCUCAAUAGUCCUCUCAUGUAGGCAGCAAGCAAGGCACAAUUACAGAUAAUUAAAUUUCAUCUCUUGUUUGAUAAGAAUGUCUUAGAAUUUUUAAUCUUCUUGAGUGGUGGGUUAAGUUAACAGGGAUUUGAUUCUUUUGAAUCAUCUCUCUUUCCUUUUUCUUUAUCUUGUGUGUGUUUUUUUGUACUGCUAUCUCUUAAUUGAUGAAUAGACUAAUCAAAUUUAGAUGUUGUUUGCAAACUAA
Messenger RNA from Lotus japonicus, 1516 nucleotides. RefSeq names its product dof zinc finger protein DOF2.1. Gene Ontology annotation, molecular function: DNA binding; DNA-binding transcription factor activity. The coding region runs from base 406 to 1293 and encodes 295 amino acids. The transcript is spliced from 2 exons. The record is from RefSeq and is a predicted model, not a curated record. Lineage: Eukaryota; Viridiplantae; Streptophyta; Magnoliopsida; Fabales; Fabaceae. Gene Ontology annotation, biological process: regulation of DNA-templated transcription.